ACAGACCAGAGGCUGUUCCAGGAAAAGCAAUCGAGCGUGAUUCCGUCGACCUAUCGGGGGGGCUCGGAAGAUGGCAUCCUCCGAGCAACCUGAUCCACCAGCACAGCCUGGCCCUCCUCCUGGAGACGACGGGGCAGCUGGGCCCAGAGAAGCGCUGGUUGCAACUGCUGUAAAAUUUCUGCAGAACCCGAAAGUACGCGAGAGCCCCCUGGGCACCAGAAAAGCCUUCUUGAAGAAAAAAGGACUCACUGAUGAAGAGGUAGAGUUGGCCAUCCAGCGCUCUGGCAGCACAGAGGAAGUCCUGCCUUUGAGCCCUGUGGGGCUCCCACAUCCACCUUAUGCAACUCAACUAUCUCCUCCACCACCCACAGGCUACAGAUGGAGAGACUAUGGCGCGCUCACCAUCAUUAUGGUUGGCAUCGCAUUUGGCUUUCAUCAGCUUUACAAGAAAUACAUCCUUCCCCUCAUUAUGGGGAGCCGAGAGGACAAGAAGCAUCUGCAGAGGAUGGAAAGCAACAUUGCAGCAAUGAGUGGCACGCUGACACAGACAGUUACCCAGCUGCAGCAGACUCUGGUCCACAUCCAGGAGCUGCUGGUCCAGCAGCAGCAGAAGAUCCAGGAGCUCUCGCAAGAACUGGCUACAGCAGAGACAUCUUCCUCAACCAACCGCAUCCUGGACAACCAAACAGUGGGAGAGCUGAAGGCUGAGAUUGCCUCUUUGAAGGGCUUACUGCUCAGCAGGAGACAGUUUCCCUCCACUCCUGCUAUUCCUAAGAUCCCUUCAUGGCAGAUCCCUCUGAAAUCGCCUUCAGCGACCGCCUUGCCCUCCCUGAGCCACACCAACAGCAGCAGCGACAUCUCCCCCGCCAGUAACGACUCGGCCAACUCUUCCCCAGUCAAAGAUGGACACCAGAGCCCCCAGGACGCGCUGGGGGGGCCAGACGGAGCCCACAGUAUAAACGGAGACGCCUGCACAACACCGCCGCUAGACCAGGUCCGCAUGGAGGUGCAGGGCGAGGAGGAAAAGAAGGAGGAUGACGAAGAGGAUGAUGUUACCCAUGUGGAGGAGGAGGAGGAGGAGGAAGAUGUUCUGAGCAUGCAGACGCAGGAUCGUCGAGGCGGAGAUGGACAGAUUAAUGAACAGGUGGACAAACUGAGGCGGCCUGAGGGUGCCAGCAACGAGAGCGAGAUUGAUUAGCACACAAACGCUCACUUCUCAUCCCGCCCUCGUUUCUCCACGGACCUCUCAGUUCUUACAGUUUUGAUUUCAAUUCACCUUCCCCUUUCCCGUUUCUGCUUCCUCGAAUGUUGAUCAAAAUAAGUAUUAGGCGCGGGCGUCAAAGGCGUCCCACGAUUUACUUUUGAUCCCGCAAAUCAAGCUGCAUCCAAAGCCAAAUCCCGUGUAGAGGUCUCUCCGAGUGGAGAAACGAUAGAUAGUAAAAUCACCGCAGCUUAAAAGGCGCCCGUGUAAUACUAACCGUGUCUGACUUCUAGCUUUUAAUUUAAACGACUUGACGAGAUGGUUGGCAGCUCUGCCUCGGCGUC
Fundulus heteroclitus (mummichog) is the source of this 1545-nucleotide messenger RNA. RefSeq names its product peroxisomal biogenesis factor 14 (gene pex14). NCBI's taxonomy places the organism in Eukaryota, Metazoa, Chordata, Actinopteri, Cyprinodontiformes, Fundulidae. Gene Ontology annotation, biological process: protein import into peroxisome matrix, docking. The record is from RefSeq and is a predicted model, not a curated record. The transcript is spliced from 9 exons. The coding region runs from base 71 to 1198 and encodes 375 amino acids. Gene Ontology annotation, cellular component: peroxisomal membrane; peroxisomal importomer complex. Gene Ontology annotation, molecular function: signaling receptor binding.